Peronospora matthiolae is the source of this 216-nucleotide messenger RNA. NCBI's taxonomy places the organism in Eukaryota, Oomycota, Peronosporomycetes, Peronosporales, Peronosporaceae. The record is from the annotation of a GenBank genome assembly.
AUGGUCUCUUCGACGCAUCCACCCACCUCGCCGAUCUCUUCAGAAGGACCCAUUAUGUUUCUGUCUCCGGAUCGCGACCUGUCGCCCGGAUCGCCCGAUCUCGGAGGACACACCCCAGCGGUCCCCGAUCGGCCUGGGUCUCCGCGCCAUCUAGAUCAUCCCGGAUCGCAGAUCCCUCGUCUGCAGGACAAGUUCAAACCUGCUCCAUCGUCUUAG